AUGAUUGAGGAAAGUAGCAUGCCACAUGAUCCAACUUUUAAAGGAAUGUAUAAUGUUAUUCAUAUUGAUGAGAAAUGGUUCUAUAUGACAAAAAAAUCUGAAAAUUACUACUUGCUACCCGAUGAAGAAGAUCCACCACGUAGCUGUAAAAGCAAAAAUUUUAUUGGAAAAGUCAUGUUUUUAGUUGCUAUUGCUCGGCCAAUGUUUGAUUCACAAGGUUCUGAACUUUUCUCAGGGAAAAUUGGUAUAUUUUCUUUUGUCAAAAAAGAAGCAGCUAAAAGGGGUAGUGUUAACAGACUAGCAGGCACAUUGGAGACUAAACCGAUAACUUCAGUGAAUAAAGAAGUUGUAAGAUGUUACUUGGUUGAGAAAGUAUUGCCCGCCAUCAAGGAAAAAUGGCCAAGAGAGGAUCUAAGGAACCCAAUAUUCAUUCAACAAGACAAUGCAAGACCGCAUAUCGAUCAUGAUGAUGAUGUGUUUCUCCAAGCUGUUGCACAAGAUGGACUUGAUAUUCAUUUGAUGAAUCAACCAGCAAACUCUCCAGAUUUGAAUGUGUUAGACCUUGGGUUUCUUAGUGCUAUUCAAUCCUUACAAUAUAAGGAGUCACCUAAAUAG
This is a messenger RNA of Dioscorea cayenensis subsp. rotundata (Guinea yam), 615 nucleotides long. RefSeq lists its product as uncharacterized. Bases 1 to 615 code for a protein of 204 amino acids. The transcript has a single exon. The record is from RefSeq and is a predicted model, not a curated record. Gene Ontology annotation, molecular function: nucleic acid binding. Lineage: Eukaryota; Viridiplantae; Streptophyta; Magnoliopsida; Dioscoreales; Dioscoreaceae.